Guillardia theta CCMP2712 is the source of this 1380-nucleotide messenger RNA. RefSeq lists its product as hypothetical. The record is from RefSeq and is a predicted model, not a curated record. Gene Ontology annotation, biological process: glycolipid biosynthetic process. Lineage: Eukaryota; Cryptophyceae; Pyrenomonadales; Geminigeraceae. The transcript is spliced from 7 exons. Gene Ontology annotation, molecular function: hexosyltransferase activity. Bases 1 to 1380 code for a protein of 459 amino acids.
AUGGCGGUCAAACUGGCAGUGAGGGAUGGGAAAGAAGGGAAGGACAAAGUGGGUGCAAUCAUGGAUGGGAGGGGGUGCGAGGAGGAGGAGGAAGGAGCAUCGGGAGGCGGAAGCUUCUACAGCCUUGCAUGGGCUCUCUCUCACAGGUUGGCUCAGCGGUUCUGGGAGCGACGGUGGAGGGGAAGGAGCUACGGGGAGGCGACGAGAGUUCUGAUCCUCAUGUCGGAGACAGGAGGAGGACACAAGGCUUCGGCAUGGAGCAUCGCUGAAGCCCUGGAGGCGCAGGCUGACCAUCCUCUCCAGAUCUCCAUCGUUGACAUGUUUGUACGUCACACCAACUUUCCCUUCAACCGCCUCCCCAAGAUGUACUCUUACCUCUCCAACAAGCCUCGCAUGUGGGAAGCCGUGUACAAGACAACGAAGAUGACGGCAGGAACGAUACUGGGAUGUCAGGAGGCGCUCUCCCUCGCAUGGAUCGACCACUUUCAUCGCUGCGUGGAGGAGGAGGACCCCGACCUCAUCAUCUCCGUCCAUCCCCUGGUGCAGGACGGGGUGGCGAGGGUGGUACGGAGGAUCAGGAGCUGGAGGAACGGGAGAGACAUCGCGUUUGUGACGGUGGUCACUGACCUCGUGGACAUCCAUCCUUUCUGGUUCCACCCGGCAGUCGAUCGCUGCUUCGUCCCCACCGAGGGCGCGAGGGAGGUCGGAGGGAAGUGCGGCAUCGCGUCCUCCAGGCUAGCUGUGUGCGGGCUGCCCGUGCGGAAAGGGUUCCUCGACAUCCUCGGGAGGAGGAGGGAGGAGGUGCGGGCGGGUCUCGCGCUGGAGGACUUGCAGACUGUGCUGGUGCUGGGGGGAGGGGACGGGGUCGGCGACCUGGGGACGUUGGCGCGAGCAGUAGGAGGAAGCAUGCGCGGGUCAAUGAGGCGGCAGCUGAUCAUCGUCUGCGGAAAGAACACUAGAGUCUUCGAGGAGCUGCAGGAGGAGAAGUGGCCAAGAGAGAUUCGCGUGUUUGUGCUGGGAUACGUUACGAACAUGUUCGAAUGGAUGUUCUCCUCCGAUGUAGUUGUAACCAAGGCUGGUCCGGGAACCAUCGCGGAAGCAUGCAUCUGCGGCUUGCCCAUCAUGAUCUCCGGCUUCCUACCUGGACAGGAGGAGGGAAAUGUAGAUUACAUCGAAUCAAGGAACAUCGGGGAAUAUCAUCCUGACGUCUCAAACCUUGCGGAGAGGCUCAAGGCUUGGCUAGCUGACUCCUCGCUGCUCGAGCGAAUGUCGAGAAACGCGCGAGCAGCGAGUUACCCGCGAGCGAGUUUGGAGAUAGCAGGGGAGAUCUUGGAGAUUGUGCAGGGAAGAAGGGAAGCACAGAAGAACAUCGAGAGAUGA